Messenger RNA from Microbotryum saponariae, 3796 nucleotides. Lineage: Eukaryota; Fungi; Basidiomycota; Microbotryomycetes; Microbotryales; Microbotryaceae. The record is from the annotation of a GenBank genome assembly.
AUGGCAGGUAGCAAGACCACCCAAACGUCGAAUACGGACAAUCCAGAUUCGAAAGAUUUCUGGGAGAAGUCGGCCGAGGAAGCCAGGGAGGUCAAGGCGAUUCACGAGCAGUCCAAGGAUCCAAGGUCCACGGCCGGCGACGAUGCCACGGCCGCGACGCCGACGAUCAACUACAACAACGAACCCUUGCCUGCGGGAGAGGUGCAUGCCUAUCAUGAACAUGCUGCCAAAGUAGUCAGUCCAUCGCCUUUCGGAUGAUCCGAGCGUGCAUCACCGCCUCGAAAGCGCAAGUCACACGGGGCCGCCAAGCGGGGAGAUGAAUGUGUGGGGUUGCUGCGCAGGGUCUUCGCAGGGAGCUGAAGCUGACUCGCGACCUCAUCGAUCGUUGACACCCCGAACCUUUACCUUUUACAGUGGACAACGGCCAUCAUACUGAACUCAAUCGUGCUCAUCUUGUUCUCCGAAUGGGGUUUGCACUACUCCUUCUCUAUCGCAGCGAUCGGUCUGUCCUCAGCUUCGUAGAGCGCACAUCACGUGCCGCUCACUCCGCACAGCCUCCUCAGGAGCUGCUCAACUGACUCUGGCUCACCUUCCGCAACCGCAGCUGUCGGAGUUGUCAUGGUACGACGCAAGACACACAGCCUAAUGAAAGAUUGGGCUUGGGACAGGGAGCGCAAACGUGGCACGAACCCCAAUGUUUCCGCUUUCGAAAGUGUCGAGUGGAUGAACUCGGUUCUCAGUACCGUUUGGCCGAUGCUCGAUCCGGACCUGUUCGUCGCCGGUGUCGACUUGCUCGAAGACGCGCUCAAAAUGCUUUCUCCUUCGGUGGUAAGGACGGUGCGUAUCGAUUCGGUCGAUCAAGGACUCAAUGCGAUGCGUAUUCUGGGCAUUCGGCGACUGCCCGAUGACUUUGACAUCACCGAAAGCCCUUUCGCUGCCCAAGUCGACCCGACCGGUCCACAGUUGGAGGAGCAAAAGGGUCUCGAUAACGCCGAGCCGGGACAAUAUGUCAACAUCGAGGCCGAGUUCGCAUACCGUCGUCUUCCCAAGAGCAAGUCCGAGAACGCCCAUUUCGUGAUCCACAUGGGUCUCGGCGUCAAGAAGGUGCUCAAGGUCGAGCUGCCCGUGCUCUGCGAGCUUUCAGGACUGUAUGGCAAGAUCCGACUGCGGCUGGAGAUGAUCGCAGAACCGCCUUUCGUUCGACAUGUCAAGUUCAGCUUCCCAAUCUUCCCCAGCAUCGAAAUUGUGGCCAAGGUGAGUGGAAGAGACCGCCAGGCGGUCGCUAUCAAGGCGUGCGCUGAAUGAUGAAAAAUUAUCACUUGCACAGCCUUUACGCGCAAUUGACGUAAUGUCGCUGCCUGGGUUUAAGCCUUUCAUUCUUUCCUCCAUCAAUUCCGUCCUCUAUCACUUUGUCGCCCCUCAAAGCUAUGAACUCGACCUCAGCCGCUUCUUCCUCGGCAGUGACAUCGCAAUGAAGACGAGAAGCGUCGGAGUCGUCUGUGUCGCGAUCCACAAGGCCCAAAACCUCACCGCAUCGGAUGUAAGAGGUACAUCGGAUGGAUUCGUCAAUGUCUCAUUCGUUCACUCGGGCAAAGUGCUGUUCUCGACCCGUGUCGUGCCCAAGACGCUCAACCCGGUCUGGGAGGAGGUCACCUUCUUGCGCAUCACCGACGACGAGAUCGAUGAACAAGACCGCAUCCGAUUCACUGUUCUUGACUGGGAUCGCUUCUCCAAGAACGAUGUGAUCGGCAUGAUUUCCAUUUCGCUCACCCACUUGGUCAACAAUCCGGGAGUAUGGGAUCAGAGCACUAUCGGUUUGGAACACAACGGCCAAGUCGAAGCCGGCACGUUGUCGUACUCGGCCGCCUUCUUCCCGCUCGCGACCAUGAUCGCACCGACGGCGAAAGUCCAAGCCGAUGAUCCCAUGGCACAGGUUAAAGCGACCAAAGCGAAGCCGAUGUUCGCUGAUCGGAGCCAGGCCACGGACGACAGUCGCUCCUCGGCGGUGGGUUCUGCAGCCGGGACGAUGCCAGCGCCGACUAUUGUGUACUGACCGGCAGAUAUCCUCUCUGACAGUAUGCCCAACGCAUGCGCGAGAUGCUGGAUGGACGAAUGCCGAUCAAUCCGGCUCAACCGACCGGUAUUCUCGCAUUCCAAGUUCAUCAACUCGCUGAACUUGAAUGCGGUGACGAGCGGUCCGAAAAGAAGAAGGCGGUCUCCGCUCCUUCUUCCUACUGUGUCGUCUAUCUCAACGCGGAGAAGCUUUAUCAGACCCGUGUCAAACCGUUAUCGGCGCAGCCUUAUGUCAAUGCUGGCUCAGAGACUCUCUGCCGCGACUGGACCCGGGCUCGCAUCGAUAUCGCCGUCAUGGAUGCUCGCGAUCGCGAAGCCGACGUUUUGAUCGGCUUCAUUUCGCUUCAACUACGCGAUAUCUUCGCGACGAGAUCCCAGGUGACCAAGUGGUUGCCUCUUCUCGGGGGCGCGGGACAUGGACGGCUGCGAUUUUCGUUACUGUUCAAGCCGCUCGACAUCGUCUUGCUCAAGCCUCUACUCGAAUGGUCCAUCGGGUGCUUCGAGAUCGUGCAAGCCAAAUUGAGCAAUCUGAGCGAAGAAAUGACAGCUCGACUUCAGGUCUCCGCCGAGGGACAAGGUUCAGUGACCUCGAGCUCUUCCGAGUCUUUACUAUUCCCAGGUAAGUCCUCUACUCUUCUCAGCAUAUCCAUCUCUUUCGAAUAGUCUGCUAAUGCACUUGGAGCGCGCUUGUCGAUCAGCUGGUUCCGAAACGACCAGCCUGUCGUUCGACUUGUCCGAGUCACUUCGCGUCCCCAUCUUGACGCGGUUGCACCCGCUUCAGUUUAAGGUCCAGUCGGUCAGGACCUUACGGGGAAGUGAGACUGUAUGGUAUGCUCCGCUGUGGCUCAACGACUAUGCGUAUGAAGGAGAAGAAGAGAUGGAGCUGCACCUUUACCCGUACGUGAUUCGAUUGCCGAUGAUGGAGUGUUUCUCGACUCAAUGGACCCCCGUGUCCUUCAUUCGAUUUAUCCCACGCAGUACACACGAGACCUGCAACCCGCCCUCCCCUUCUUUGCCCUACCAGCCGCGGUACAAGAAGCACAAAGUAAAGACCCCAAAAGAGCAAGGCAAGAUACCCGAAUCCUCGCACAACCUUUACCCUACUACGUCGCGAACCUCCGACUCGCCCAAUCAACCUAUCGUUGCUCGCAAUGGUGAGACUUCGCGCUCCACGGCAAGUGACGAAGGGUCAUACCCGGUCUUGCAUAUCACGUUACGGUGGAAGGCGGGGAUGUCGGCGAACCAUCGAGAUAUCAUCUUGGGUGCAUCUGCCGCCACGAGGGAUUCGUUCACUUUGUGGCUUCACCGCCACGACUUUGCGGUCAAGGAGAAGAAACGCAGUGAGCGCGAUGCCGACGCCGCGUCGGCACUUUUGAGUGGGCUGUCGAAUGAACCUGGUUGGGAUGAUAGCGAGUCGAGCGAUGACGAGGAGUUGGGGACGGAGAUUGAGACGAUGAGGCGUAGGUCCGCUAGCGGGGGAGUGGACAUUCUGAUGCGCAAGUUGAAGGGGACCAAGGAGGGUAAAGGGACGACGAUGAAGUGGAUUGGCAGCAACCUCAAGGUGAGAUCCCACUAUCCUGCACCAACUUGUGACGGGGCGUUGCAUCUGAUCGCAUUCGCUCAUCCUUGCCAGAUUGCCGGCCACAAAGUCAAGAAGAGCAUCGGCUCGAGCAAAUCGAUCGACGGCCCAAUGCCCGAAACCGAAGUCGUCAGCUCAUUCUAA